Miscanthus lutarioriparius is the source of this 579-nucleotide messenger RNA. NCBI's taxonomy places the organism in Eukaryota, Viridiplantae, Streptophyta, Magnoliopsida, Poales, Poaceae. The record is from the annotation of a GenBank genome assembly.
AUGGUCGACCUCGACGCGGACGGCGACGUCGCACGGUGCUACGCCCACCUCGUCGUCGGCCUCCGCGGCCACCACCGCGACUUCGACAUCGAUCCAGCGCGCGCCCCGAAUGGGUACGACAUGCUCGCGUUCCGCGAGUUCGUCCGAGCCGCCUACCCCCUGCUGCCGCCAGGAGCCAGCGUCGCGCUACCGUGCAAGUCUGGCGGCGGCGGAACGAGGCCGUGGCUCAUGCUCAUCCUCCGGGGCCGCGCGGCGCGCGCGACGGCGCGGGCUGACCAACACGGUGUUCUGUGCGCGGGCGCCGUGGUGUUGCGAGUCAUCCGUGGGGAAGAUGGAGCCCCUACGGGAAGGGUUCUUCGGCGCCCAAUGACGCGCCACCACGUCGCGUCUGACAUCGCCGCCGCCGAGGAGAGCACGUUGUACGAGCAGUACGACAAGGACCACCCGGUGAUCGCCGACCCGGCGUGUUCUCUGAGAGCGGUAGCAACGCAAGUUCUAUGGCGGGAGCAGAACAUCCGGCUCAACACCACCAGGUUCGCGCCGACGCUGCAGAUGGUGAAGCGGAUGCUGAGCGAGUGA